UAAUAUAUAUUUUGCUUCUUGGGUGCGCGCCUCUUAGUUUUAACUUGCUUUGACUUAAUUUGGCGGGAGGGUGCUCGAAGUAGUCGAUUUUUUUUUCCUAACAGUGCGUGAUCCUAAGGCAGUUUAUUAAUUUAGGAAACUUGUUUUUAUUCAAAGGACUUAGAUAACAAAGAAAGAAUGGGUAGCAUUCCACAACUGUCUAUCAUAAAAGGACCUACAAGACAACUGACACCAAAUCUAUUGCAUAAACUUUUCGAAAAUGUUGCCACGGGACUUGCAGCAAACCGUAUCGCUCUUAUAUUCAAUGAAAAUGGCCAACUGAGACAGCACACCUACGCCGAAUUGGAUAAGAUAACAAACAAGAUAGCUAAGACCAUCCAGCAGUCAAUUGUUUCCCACAGCCUACCACGAAACGCGGAUGGAGACUACAUUGUGGCAGUGAACAUGCAACCCAGCGAUCACCUUGUGAUUACUCUUCUAGCAAUCUGGAAAGCUGGGGCAGCCUAUUUGCCUUUGGACAAUGCAUUUCCUGGGGCCCGAAUAGAACACAUAGUGAGGGAGGCGAAACCUGCUAUUAUCAUUUAUGAUCAGGAUUCCGAUUAUUAUAUGAACACUUUCAAGAUGUGUUUUGAAGAGCUUGUAAGCCAAAGUAACGAUCAACCGAUCGACGCCUUGAAGAAAGAAGAGAGAGUCCGACACAUAAAGGACGAUCUUGCCAUAGUUUUGUAUACUUCAGGAAGUACAGGAGUUCCAAAAGGAGUUCGUCUACCACACAAAGUAAUCCUGAAUCGUCUCCACUGGCAGUUUAAAAGAUUUCCGUACAGCGACACGGAAAAGGUGUGCGUUUUCAAAACUGCCCUCACCUUCGUAGACAGCGUUUCGGAGAUCUGGGGACCCCUCAUCAACGGAUUGUCUCUUAUCGUGGUACCCAAAGCGCUCACUAAGGAUCCUGAGAAACUUAUAGGUCUUUUAGACGAAUACAAGAUUGAGCGGCUAGUAUUGGUUCCAUCGCUACUGAAAUCACUACUGAUAUUUUUAGAGAUACGGAAGAAUAAAAUGGCACUUAGGAACCUUAAAUUGUGGGUUUGCUCAGGAGAAACGUUGCCGGUUUCUCUGGCUGAAGAAUUUUUCAAAUAUUUCCCCGAAAACCAGCACCUACUGUGUAACUUUUAUGGGAGCACGGAAAUUAUGGGUGAUGUUACCUUUCACGUCGUAUCCGGUCUUCAGCAAUUGAAACACCAAAGUAGAGUUCCGAUCGGCCUCCCCGUGGACAACACGAUUAUCUACCUUUUGGACGGUGAGUUCCGGCCUGCCAAAGCUGGAGUUGUGGGCGAGCUCUUCGUCUCUGGACUCAAUUUGGCCGCCGGUUAUGUCAACGGCAGAGACCCCGAAAAAUUCUUAGACAACCCCCUAGCCAUCGAUCCUACUUACGCCAAACUCUAUAGGACCGGAGACUUCGCGCGCGUGGAGAAAGGAGUCCUGGUAUACGAAGGACGCACCGAUUCCCAAGUGAAGGUACGCGGCCACAGGGUGGACUUGGCCGAGGUCGAGAAGGCGGUAAACUCUCUGGAAGAGGUGGACAAGGGAAUCGUUCUCUGCUACAAACCAGGCGAAUUGAACCAAACCCUCUUAGCUUUUGUGACGUCCCAGUCGCUCAUGAGUGAACAACAAAUAGAGGCAGCUCUCAAAGAAAAACUAACAAAUUAUAUGGUUCCGCAGGUCAUACUCAUCGAAAACAUUCCUUUGCUUGUCAAUGGGAAAAUAGACAGACAAACUUUGCUAAAAAGUUACGAAAGUACAAAUAACAACGAUGAUUGCAGUCCUGAAGUGGAAAUCAACUUUCAAGGAGUUAACUGUGACCAAAUGGAAGCAGCGAAAAUACUUUUUGAAACGGUAGCUUCAGUUUUAAAUAGAGCCGCUAGAGCUGCCAUAUCUAUUAACGCUAACUUUUACGAGAUAGGCGGAAAUUCUCUCAACUCAAUCUACACCAUUUCCAGAUUAUGUGACAGUGGAUACCACAUAAAUAUUGGGGACUUUAUUGCCGCUAUGGAUUUAGGUGAAAUAUUGCUACGAAUGACGUCCGAUACAAAAAUUAAAACGCAACCCCCCAGCUUUUCUUCUGAACUCCUGCAGCCUGGAUAUAAAGACAUUGUGUUGGACAUGAUCACAACAAGCUUCUAUCAAAAGGCGGACCUUGAACAAUGGAUCAUCUCCUAUAUUUCCGAAUCGGAUUACAAGGAACUUGUAGAUGCCCUAUGGGAGCCGUUGUUGGAUAAGAAUCUGAGUUUCAUCAUAAAAUCGGAGACGGGAAAAAUCGUGGGGGUCGCACUAAAUUUCGACGCACACGACGAACCAGAAGUAGAGAUAAAAUCAAAGUUGACUGUGAUAUUUGAAUUUUUGGAAAGCAUAGAAGGCCCCGUCAGGGAUGGUCGGUUACCUUCAGGGAAAGGUCAAGUGCUACACUCUUUCAUGAUGGCCACACAUUCAUCCCUCUCUCCCAAAGAAAAUGUAGCCGUGAUGCAAUUCAUGGAAGACGAAGUGUUAAAUCUUGCGAGAAGCAGGAAUUUCGCUGGGAUAUUUACCACAAAUACGAGUCCUCUUACCCAGCAACUAGGGACAGACGUGUACAAAUACCAAACGAUGCUGGACUAUCAAGUUAAUGAAUAUGUAGCCAGUGACAACACAAAACCUUUCGGCUUAGCACCUGAUGACCAAAGAGCCAUAGUACAAUGGAAACCUAUCGGAUAAUUCUCUUCAGCAUCACAAAAAUGUAUACGGUUUAUUUAUUUAUUUAUACGUACAUAUAUUUUGUUUAUUCAUAUUUAGAUAAUAUACUGGAUGUAAUAUAUUUUUAGUACAUCUCUUCUGUAUGCAAUUAUCUACC
This is a messenger RNA of Anoplophora glabripennis (Asian longhorned beetle), 2884 nucleotides long. RefSeq names its product mycosubtilin synthase subunit C (gene e). The transcript is spliced from 14 exons. NCBI's taxonomy places the organism in Eukaryota, Metazoa, Arthropoda, Insecta, Coleoptera, Cerambycidae. Bases 178 to 2748 code for a protein of 856 amino acids. The record is from RefSeq and is a predicted model, not a curated record.